AUGUUGUAUACGACGGAGGACAUUGCUCAGCAUAACACGAAAGCAUCAUGUUGGAUCGUAGUGGAUGACAAGGUAUACGACGUGACGGACUUUGUGGGCGAUCAUCCCGGUGGAGAAGACAUUCUACUGCAGUUUGCAGGCACCAACAUUACUUCGGUACUCAAGGAUCCCCAAUUCCAAGUCCACUCGGAUGCAGCUUAUGAUUUACUGCAAGAAUACUGUAUCGGCACCGUCCAUCCUGAUUCUGUCACCAUGAAAAAGGUGGUGGACAAGCCGAUAUACACGAAAUCGAAACAGGACCGCGAAUUCUUGGAUCUUCGUAAACCGCUGUUUCCUCAGUUAUGGAACGCCACUUAUUCCAAAAAGUUUUACCUUGAACAGGUCCACCGGCCACGGUACACACCUUACUAUGUUCCUUACUUCCCGGAUCCUCUGUUGGAUGUCUUAUCGCGUACAUCAUGGUAUAUGGUACCAACCAUCUGGUUACCGUUUGUCGUGUAUCAACUAUACUGCUCGCUGCAUGCCCCGUUUGGCGCAGUAUCCAGCACAUUCACUGCAUUUGCUGGAGGCAUUCUGUUCUGGACCCUGUUCGAAUACGUAAUGCAUCGAUUUUUAUUCCAUCUUGACGAUUUAUUACCGGAUCACCCUAUUGCGUUAUUACUCCAUUUUACUUUGCACGGCAUUCAUCAUCAUAUGCCCAUGGAUAGAAUGCGCUUGGUGAUGCCACCCGCGUUAACCGCCAUCUUGAGUAUUCCCGUCUUCAGAUUAGCCCAUGGGUUAUUUAUUCCCACCAUUGCCUAUGGCGUGGUAGCCGGUGCUUUCUUUGGCUACGUUUGCUACGACAUGGUUCACUAUUACCUUCAUCAUGCGCAGGUGAUCGAGACGCACUUCAAGGAAAUGAAACGAUACCAUCUCGCUCACCACUACAAAGACUACGAAAGUGGAUUUGGCAUCACGUCAAAAAUAUGGGAUUAUAUCUUUGGCACCGUCUUGGUUUAUGACUAG
Molecule: messenger RNA, 1005 nt
Organism: Radiomyces spectabilis
Lineage: Eukaryota; Fungi; Mucoromycota; Mucoromycetes; Mucorales; Radiomycetaceae
Exons: 2
Coding region: 1-1005 (334 amino acids)
Biological process (GO): fatty acid metabolic process; lipid biosynthetic process
Cellular component (GO): membrane; endoplasmic reticulum
Molecular function (GO): heme binding; fatty acid 2-hydroxylase activity; iron ion binding
Source: RefSeq, a predicted model, not a curated record